Molecule: messenger RNA, 3360 nt
Organism: Hydra vulgaris (swiftwater hydra)
Lineage: Eukaryota; Metazoa; Cnidaria; Hydrozoa; Anthoathecata; Hydridae
Source: RefSeq, a predicted model, not a curated record
AUGGUCAACGUUCGAAAAGGAGAAUUUGAUACGUUCAAAGAAGAGACUAACAAAAAGAUUCUAGCACUGGAAGAUCUGGUAAAAAAAUUACUAUCUAAAAAUCUUGACUUAGAAAAGAAAUUGAAGUUCUUAGAAGAUAAUCAAGCUCAAAUUAUUAGCAAAAGUAAUCAAAUUAACAGCAAACCACUUUUUAGUAGCUUGUUUCAUAACAAAUCUCUUGAACCAGAAGAAACAAGAAUACUAACCGCAAUUUCAGCUGAAAAUAAAGAAAAAUCUAGAAGAGAAUACAAUUUGAUCCUACACGGUCUUGAUGAAUUAAAUAAAUCAACUGAAGAAAAUAUACAACAUGAAAACGAGCAAAUAAAAAAGAUCUUUAAUUACCUGAAGGUCGAUGAAUCAUUUAUUAAACGACACCACCGCCUAAAAUCAAAAACCGACAAACCUGGUAUUGUAAUAGUAGAAUUAAAUAAUAAAGAAAAAGUUGCAGACAUUUUAAAGUCAGCAAGCAAUUUGAAAUUUAAUGUCGAAUAUAAAAAUAAAGUAUAUAUAAAUCAGGAUUUAACAUUUGCACAACGUGAAAGCAGAAAAUUGCUUCUAAAAGAAAGAGAUCGUUUAAAUAAUGCUGAUAAUAACCAGCCCUUUCGGUAUAUUGUCAAAAAUGAGUCAACUGUCAAAGUCAAGAAAAUAAAUAAAAUAACAGAGUUUGAAACAAAAAUUAUGAUCGACUCACCAGAUAUCAUACUUAUUUCUGAAACAUGGUUCAAAAAUGACUUAAUUAUAAAUAUUAGCAACUACAACUGCUUUUACAAUAAUAGAACAAACAAACAAGGUGGAGGUGUUGCAAUUUUUACAAAAUAUGAUAUAAUUGCUUAUGAAGUAUCAGUUUUACCUUUAUAUAAAGAAGUUGAACAAAUAUGGUGUAGCAUUGUACUUCAUAAAACAAAAAUAUUAGUUGGAUGUAUAUACAGACCACCAAACAGAAGUAAUGAAUGGAAAAUACUCAAAUGUAUUAUUGUUGGUGAUUUUAAUUACCCAAAUAUUAAUUGGAAUGAAGACGGAACUAUCGAGCUAAAGCAAAACUGCCAAACAAGCAGAGCAUUUAUUAAUAACUUGCAAAACAAUUAUUUACAUCAAGUAGUUAACAAGCCAACUUUUCAAAUGGCUGUUGAUAAACCAGCAAAUAUAUUAGAUUUAAUAAUAUGCGACGAUCUAGAUUUAAUAAUUAACAUUGAAUAUGAUGCUCCACUUGGUCAAAUUACUAAAAGCCAUUACAUAUUAAAAUGGGAAAUUAACAUACUCAAUUCAUAUGAGAAAAAAUUCAACAAUAAGAGAUUCAAUUUUCGAAACGGAAAGUACAAAGAAAUGAAUCUCAUGUUUUAUAAAGUAAAUUGGGUUGAAAUCUUUGACAAAAUGAAUACAAAUCAAUGUUAUGAAUACUUUUUAAAAAUUUAUGAAAAAGCUUGCAAACAAUAUAUUCCUCGCCACUUCAAACCCACUAGUUCUAUCAAAAAUCCAUGCAUUAAUAAAAAAAUCAAGAAUCUAGUUAGAAAAAAACGUAGUUUAUGGUGCAGAGUUCGUGCUAUAAACUUCAAGAACACAAACUUAAAUAAUGAAUACAAACUUAUCAACAAAACAAUUAAAAAACAAAUUAAAAAAUCUACUUUUGAUUAUGAAAUAAACUUAGCAAAAGAUGUAAAACAUAAUCCAAAACGCUUCUAUGCAUAUGCACAAAGAAAAAACCAGACACAUACAAAAUUGCUAGCACUUAAAACUAGUGACAACAAAAUAAUAACUGAUAAAAAAGUAAUUGCUAAUCUACUAAAUUGUAGUUUCCAAUCAGUAUUUGUCAAAGAAAAUCAAGAUUUACCAUAUUUCAGCAAUAAAACUAGUCAUUUAUUUGAAUGUGACUGGGACCAAGAACUAAAAGAAGAUAUUAUAUUUAAUUAUUUAUUAGAACUUAAUGAAAACAAGUCACUUGGUUGUGAUAACAUCAGUCCCUAUGUGCUAAAGCAUUGUGCAGAAGGAUUAUCCAAACCUUUGUCUUUAAUAUUCAAGAAAUCGAUACAUUCAGGAGAGCUGCCAGAAUUAUGGAAACCUGCAAACAUUACACCACUUUUUAAAAAAGGAAACAAGAAAGAUCCACUCUACUACAGACCUAUCUCCUUAACAUCGAUACCAAGUAAGAUAAUAGAGAAAAUAAUUAGAAAAAAACUGAUAAUUUAUAUAACAGAAAACAAUCUGUUAACGUCUCAACAACAUGGAUUUAUACAAAAUAAAGGGUGCCUAACAAACCUAUUAGAAACUUUCGAUAUUAUUACAACUGAAAUUGAAAAUGGUUAUCCAGUUGAUAUAUUAAAACAAAGAGUGGUAAUGGGUGAAGUUGUAUCAGAUUGGUGCGAGGUUUAUAGUGGUGUACCACAGGGCUCUGUAUUAGGUCCUCUUCUUUUUCUGUUAUAUAUCAAUGAUCUUCCCCAAUGUAUCUCUUCAAUCGCAAAAUUAUACGCUGAUGAUACUAAAAUCAUAUCUGUUAUAAAAGAACAUAAUGAUCUAACUAAUAUGCAAAAUGACAUUGAUUUGUUAACUGAAUGGUCAAAUGUAUGGUUAAUGGACUUUAACAUAAAUAAAUGCAGUGUUAUGCACAUUGGAAGAAAAAAUAUUAACUAUAACUACACUAUAAAGCACGACAAUCAAAGUUUUCUUCUAAAAACAACAACAAAAGAACUAGACUUGGGUGUAAUAGUUUCAUCCAAUAUGAAAUGGAAUCAUCAGGUUCAAGCAGCUAUAAGUAAAGCACAAAGAAUCUUAUGUUUAAUAAGAAAAAGCUUUACUUAUCUUAACACUGAAAUGGUAAGGCAACUAUACACAUCGUUGGUUAGACCACACUUGGAAUUCGCAGCUCCAGUGUGGAGUCCAAGUAAUAAAAACAAUAUCAAUGACCUAGAAAAAAUUCAAAGGCGAGCAACAAAGCUAGCCCCUGAACUAAAACAUCUAAGUUAUACCGAAAGAUUGACAAAGUUGGGCCUCACAACUCUGGAAACAAGACGUAUAAGAGGAGAUCUCAUUGCUUUCUUUAAAUUAACAACUGGGAUUGAUAAGAUAUUAUGGCAUAAAGAGCCUAAUAAAGCUUCUUCCCAGAGACUUCGAGGUCAUCCAACGAAAUUUGAAAGAGAAUUUGCAAAAACAACACCGAGACAUAAUUUUUUUACGAACAGAGUGAUACCUCAUUGGAAUGCUUUACCUGAAAAAGUAGUUUCUGCAAUGACAGCCAUGUUGUUGGAUCCAGAGCCGUCCUUAGAAAAUGCGAGGCCUGAAGCAAAACAUUUUUGUGAAGCUUUUUUAAAAGAAGUCUCGUCAUUAUAA